This is a messenger RNA of Camellia sinensis, 516 nucleotides long. The record is from RefSeq and is a predicted model, not a curated record. Lineage: Eukaryota; Viridiplantae; Streptophyta; Magnoliopsida; Ericales; Theaceae.
AUGGUUAAAGCCCAGCAGAUCCCAACUGCUGCAAUCAGUCAAGGAAGUCAGCCCAGCCUUCCUCCAAUCAAUCUUGGAAGCCCCUUAUCUAGUGGUUCCAAGCCCAAAUCCAAAACAGCCCAGUCAGCACAAUCAAAAUCCAAGGCUAAGUCCAAAGCUCCUGCAGCUCCGACUCAGCCCAAAGACCAUUCACGGCCCAAAUCAAAAUCCAAAGCAAAGGCUAAGCCCAUUUCUCCUCCUGUUCAGCCCAAAGCUCAAUCAAAGGUCAAGCCCAAACUAUCCAGAGAAGAACUGCUCCAGUUAGCCCGACAAAUUACAGAUCAAGCUGAAGCCCAAUCUGCUUCCAGUUCAACCCAUUCAGAAGAAGGUUCAGACAGUGCACACUCUUCUGAAGAAUCAACUAAUCAAUACUCAGGACCCGAGUAUGUAGUUUGUAGUGUUGCUAUUGUGUACAUAUGGAUAGACCAGUAUGGUUGUUCGCCUCCAUCAAGCCUUCACAUUUGCACAAUUGGUUGA